AUGGGUUUGUCUAAGCUAAGUAUUAGUGAUGUUGAUCUGAAAGGGAAGCGUGUCCUUAUUCGUGUCGACUUUAACGUACCCAUGAAGGAUGGUAAAGUCACUAAUACACAAAGGAUCUCUGCAGCCAUACCGACAAUUAAGUAUGCUUUGGAUAAAGGCGCUAAAAGCGUUGUGCUGAUGUCGCAUCUUGGUCGUCCAGAUGGCAACAAAGUUGAUAAAUAUUCCUUGAAACCUGUGUGCCCUGAAGUCUCCAAACUUUUGGGCAAAGAAGUUACCUUCCUUCCUGACUGCGUUGGUCCUGAAGUAUUGAAAGCUUGUGCAGAUCCACCUGCUGGGACUGUAUUUUUGUUGGAGAACUUGCGCUUCCACGUGGAAGAGGAAGGAAAAGGUGUUUCACCCACUGGCGAAAAAACGAAAGCCACUGCUGACCAAGUCAAGGCCUUCAGUGAAAGCCUAACGAAGCUGGGUGACGUUUACGUAAAUGAUGCAUUUGGUACUGCUCAUCGAGCUCAUGCUUCCAUGGUUGGUUGUCAGUUGCCACAAAAGGCCUGUGGAUUCCUGAUGAACAAAGAAUUGACAUAUUUCGCCAAAGCUUUGGAAAAUCCUGAACGUCCAUUCUUGGCUAUUCUUGGCGGUGCCAAAGUUAGUGACAAGAUUCAACUGAUCAAUAAUAUGCUUGAUAAAGUAAACGAACUAAUCAUCGGUGGUGGUAUGGCGUAUACAUUUUUGAAACAGUUGCACAACAUGAAAAUUGGUGACAGUCUAUUUGAUGCACCAGGUGCUGAAACUGUCAAUAAAGUAAUGGAGACAGCAAAAGCGAAAAAUGUUGCAAUUCACUUACCAGUCGACUUCAUUACUGCUGAUAAGUUUGCUGAGGAUGCGAAGACUGGAUCAGCAACCAUAGAGUCUGGAAUUCCUGAUGGUUGGAUGGGUUUGGAUAUCGGUCCAAAAACAGUUGAAGAAUUCCGCAAAGUUAUUGGUCGAGCUAAAACUAUUGUUUGGAAUGGUCCUAUGGGUGUUUUUGAAAUGGAUAAGUUCGCUUCUGGAACAAAGGCAGCAAUGGAUGCAGUAGUUGAUGCCACCAAACAUGGAGCUACAACUAUCAUUGGUGGUGGUGAUACAGCAACUUGUUGUGCCAAAUGGAAUACAGAGGACAAAGUCAGUCAUGUUAGUACUGGUGGUGGUGCUAGCCUUGAGCUUCUUGAAGGUAAACAAUUACCUGGAGUUGUCGCACUUACAGACGCUCACUAA
Messenger RNA from Trichobilharzia regenti, 1251 nucleotides. Lineage: Eukaryota; Metazoa; Platyhelminthes; Trematoda; Strigeidida; Schistosomatidae. The record is from the annotation of a GenBank genome assembly.